Nanorana parkeri is the source of this 1259-nucleotide messenger RNA. RefSeq names its product phospholipase A1 member A (gene PLA1A). Gene Ontology annotation, biological process: lipid metabolic process. The annotation marks the transcript as partial. The transcript is spliced from 9 exons. The record is from RefSeq and is a predicted model, not a curated record. Gene Ontology annotation, molecular function: carboxylic ester hydrolase activity; lipase activity. NCBI's taxonomy places the organism in Eukaryota, Metazoa, Chordata, Amphibia, Anura, Dicroglossidae.
UAUCGGCGCAGCAGGCGGAGCCUGCCACCCCCGCUACCUGUGGCACUUUCCAGACGUCAGGAAUAUUCCAGGACAACAAACUCCAGGUCCAGUUCCUGCUCUACACCCCCCGAAACCCCACCUGCGGACAGGCCAUCCACAUCAACCAAUCUGGGAGCAUCGAGCGCUCCAUGUUCAACUCUUCUCUGGAAACCAAAAUCAUAAUUCACGGGUUCAGGGUCCUAGGUACAAAGCCGUCCUGGACUGAAAACUUGGUAGAGGCAUUGCUUGGCGCUGGGGCAGCAAACGUGGUGCUGGUAGACUGGGUGUCCGGCUCCACUGCUAAAUAUUCCCAAUCCGUGGAGAACGUGCCGAAGCUCAGCUCGUUGUUGGUGGCGCUUAUAAAACGCUUUUUGGACCUCGGAUCCACCUUGGAGUCUCUCCACUUAAUUGGGGUGUCUCUGGGGGCCCAUGUGGCCGGCAGCAUCGGCGAGCAUUUUGGUGGACAAAUUGGAUGGAUCACAGGUCUGGAUCCAGCGGCGUAUCAGUUCACAAGGACCCACCCGGAGGACAGGCUGGACUCUGGAGAUGCUCUGUUUGUGGAUGCCGUUCACACCGAUACUGACAACUUCGGCAUCCGCAUCCCCGUAGGUCACAUCGAUUACUUCAUUAACGGAGGCCGAGACCAGCCGGGCUGUCCAUCCCUCACCAACCUGUACCAAUAUCUCAUCUGCGACCACAUGAGGUCGGUCGCCGUGUUCAUCAGUGCGGUGCGCGGAAAGUGCUCCUUCGUUGGCUUUCCUUGCUCCACCUACAAAGAGUUCCAGGAAGGUCUGUGCGUGGACUGCGAGACCCCAAAACUGUCAUCGUGUCCACGUUUAGGGAGGAAGGACGGUCUUAUUAUUCCAGGAGAAUUUGAAUUCCAAAACUUUAUAUCUAAUUCACAAAACUACACCAGUACAGUCGGCUACAAGACCCAGGAACCCCCCAAAGAAAUUCAGCUUUUCCUGCUCACCACGCCGGAGGAGCCAUACUGCACUCAUCACAUCUUGCUGGAGUUCACCUUGUCUAAGCCGAAAGCCAUCAGCAUCACCAUGGAGAUCCAACUGUACAGCGCCGAUUCCAGCCGCAGCAGCAAAACCAAAAUCACCAUACCAAAGGAGACACUGGAGGGCCGAGGCCUGGCUGCCCACGGGACCCGUCUAUGCCUCUUAGACAAGGUCCAGAUUCGAGUAUUGACCAAGAGCGGAUUUUGGAGAAGAGGGCCGGAAUUCACAGGG